This is a messenger RNA of Scomber scombrus (Atlantic mackerel), 6342 nucleotides long. It is a transcript of the gene plcd3b, whose product is annotated as phospholipase C, delta 3b. The transcript has 16 exons. Lineage: Eukaryota; Metazoa; Chordata; Actinopteri; Scombriformes; Scombridae. The record is from RefSeq and is a predicted model, not a curated record. Gene Ontology annotation, biological process: intracellular signal transduction; lipid metabolic process. Gene Ontology annotation, molecular function: calcium ion binding; phosphatidylinositol-4,5-bisphosphate phospholipase C activity. Bases 98 to 2470 code for a protein of 790 amino acids.
UGCUGUCUGAAGACACGGAGCAGAGAGGAGAGGCAGGGAAGCCAGAGUAGGAGAGGCACAGCUCGGUCAUACACACACAGCGGAGCUUCCUCACAUCAUGCUGGGCAACAAGAAGAAAGCAGCCCCGGUAAACGGCGCCGGGACGUCCGAAUCUAAGGCCAUCGAUCCUCUGAGGAAUCUGGGAGUGCAGGAGGAUGAAGAUGUGAAGCUGAUGUUACAGGGUUCCAGUAUGGUGAAGGUCCGCUCACCUCGCUGGCAGAAGAGACGAACUCUGAAACUGCUGGAUGACGGUGUCACCAUCUGGUGUCAGUCCCACAAAACCUCCAGCCGGGCCAAGGAGCUACAAUCCUUCUCCGUCACAGAGGUGGAGUGUGUUCGGGAGGGUUGCCAGUCAGAGAUGUUGCGGCGGGUGGCUGGUUCAGUACCUGAAGGCCAGUGUUUGACAGUCGUCUUCAAAGGGCCCCGCAAGAGUCUGGAUCUCCUCUGCCAGAGCCAGGACGAGGCUAAGCACUGGGCCCGCGGCAUCCGAACACUGCAGGAGAGGGUGGAGAACAUGACCCAGAAGGAGAAACUUGACCACUGGAUUCAUGCUUACCUGAGUCGGGCAGACCAGAACCACGAUGAUAAGAUGAGCUACGAUGAAGUGCAGACACUGCUGCAGAUGAUCAACAUUGACUUGAGUGACCAGUAUGCCCGAACCCUCUUCCAGAAAUGUGACCGCUCGGCCGACGGUCGUCUGGACCACGCAGAGAUUGAAAUCUUCUGCAGGGAGUUGUUACGGAGGCCCGAGCUGGAUGCCGUGUUCAUCCGCUACUCUGCAAAUGGCUGUGUGCUUUCCACUGUGGACUUGAGGGAUUUCCUGCAGGACCAGGGGGAGGAUGCUUCACUCACCCAUGCCCAAAGCCUUAUACUCACCUAUGAACUUAACGCGUGGGCCCAGAAGAACCAGUUCAUGACACCCAAUGGUUUCACCAUUUACAUGCUGUCUAAGGAGAACUGUGCGUUUAACCCGGAUCAUGCAAGGGUUUAUCAAGACAUGACACAACCGCUGGCACACUACUUCAUCUCCUCCUCCCACAACACCUACCUCACCAAGGACCAGCUGACCGGGGACAGCAGCACAGAGCCAUACAUCAGAGCCCUGAAACAUGGCUGUCGCUGUGUGGAGCUGGACUGUUGGGAUGGAGAUAAAGGAGAGCCAGUCAUCUACCAUGGACACACACUCACCUCCAAAGUACCCUUUGUUGAAGUCAUUGAGACAAUCAAUGAGUAUGCUUUUAAAGCAUCUCCCUUCCCCCUGAUCCUGUCACUGGAGAACCACUGUUCCUUGGAGCAGCAGACAGUGAUGGCUCAACAUCUGCGAUCCAUCCUGAAGGACAAGCUGCUUACCAAGCCCCUAAAUGGUCUGGAUUCCCGCAACCUACCUUCUCCAGAGGAUCUUAAGGGUAAAAUCCUGGUGAAGGGGAAGAAGGAGCACGUGGUGAAGGAGUGCUCGUCCAGCUCCUCAGAAUUCAGUUCCUCAGAUGAGGAAUCCUGCCAGGCUGAUGGCAAAGCCAGAGGAAAGAAAGAGGACAAGAAGCCAGGUGUGUCUAAGCUGAGUCCAGAGCUGUCAGAUCUAGUGGUGUACACCCGCAGUGUUCCCUUUAAAAGCUUCGAGCAAGCUGCCAAAAACCCAUCAACCGACAUGUCCUCUUUUGCUGAAAGUGAAGCCCUCAGGCACGUUAAGGACUCAGGGAUGUAUUUUGUGCGUCACAACACUCACCAGCUCAGCAGGAUCUACCCCUCAGGCCAGCGCCUCCAGUCCUCCAACUACAACCCUCAGGAGAUGUGGAACGGAGGCUGUCAGAUUGUUGCUUUGAACUUCCAGACACCUGGUGAGCAGAUGGACUUAAAUGAAGGCAAGUUCCUGCAGAAUGGUCGAUGUGGUUACAUCCUGAAGCCUCCCUUCAUGUGCCAGCCUGACACCACCUUCAACCCAGAGAAUGUCGGUGGAGGUCCUGCCCACAACCCCGUCCUGCUCACUGUUCGGGUGAUUUCAGCCCAGCAGCUGCCUAAACCAGAAUGGGACAAGCCUAGCUCCAUUGUGGACCCUCAGGUGUGGGUUGAGGUACAUGGUGCUCCCAUUGACAACAACAAGAAGAAAACCCAUCAUGUUGAUAACAAUGGCUUUAACCCUCGGUGGGACUGUACCUUUAAUUUUACCGUCCAUGCCCCUGAACUGGCUUUGGUUCGUUUCAUGGUGGAAGACCAUGACUAUACCUCAAGCAACGACUUCCUAGGACAACACACCAUCCCUUUCACAAGUCUCCGCAAAGGUUAUCGUCAUGUCCGACUACUCAAGCUGGAUGGCUCCAGCCUUUCUCCCUCCUCACUCUUCGUCCAUAUCAAGCUCACUCCCUGUACGAACAGUCCGUCCAAAUCAUCAGCUAAGUCACCGGCCAGGUCACCGUCCAAGUCCUCAGCUAAAUAGCUCUAACCAGCAUAGAAGCCACCAUGGGAAGAUCUUAUAAGACAUAUCUGCCUUUAUCAAGGCAAAAAAAAACCCUCAAUGGUUCUGACCUUGAUUUGCUAAUGAUGCAGCUACAUCCUCAAACUGUUUAUAUUUUGUGUAACAAGAGGACUGUGGUUUUACAAAAAAUUGAAAUUGACCAGUAUUCCAGUAUUUCAUAUUUGUGAAGAAAGAAAAAAAACCUCCAAACCAUGGCAGUGAGCUUUUAUUAAUCUGCUGAUCUUCAGGAUGUCUAAACAUGGGAAAGUGAGAUACAAUCAGGGAAGGAAAUACCAUCAGUAAUGAAACAAGUAUCCAUUGUGGCUGGAGUUGUUAACUACACUCCCAGCUUCAUUUCCUCAGAACAAAACAAAUAGAAAAUGUACCAGUCACAGUGACUGGUACAUACCUGAAGCCAGAAUUAUCCCUUUAAUUCUCAAUUUAAAGGAGGCUUAAUUCUUAGAGCAGGACUCAAGAACGUAAUGACAACCAGUUGAACCAGCCUGCAGAAGUUUACAUUUUAUUUAAAAAAAGAUUUACAAGAGCAUGACCAAGAUUUACAAGAGCAUGACCAAAGUUUGGUGCUAGAUUUAGUCUCUACAUUAGUUUUAGUCUACAUUUUGAUCAUCUUGCAAGACCCUCUAACUUGCCUCCUGCAAGAAGAACUCGUAUUUUUAACUGCAAGCAUGUUACUUUAAUGUCUAUUUUAUCUAUGUAUAAACUGUGUGUAUGUGAUUCAUUGAUUAUACUGAUAGUGUAGAGAGCCUAGAUCAUAAAUGGAGAUUUUUUAAAAUAGUAUGUGAAGACGCUAUGACAUGUUCAAGGAUAUAAAGGAUAUGGUCAGAACAAGAAGCUCUCAGAUGAAAUAAGUGCAUUGAAAGAACUAUUGGUUGCUGUCAUCAUUCCUACCGUCCAAGUGACCCAAGUGAUUGGGGACACAAUCUACAAGUGCUUGUUGCAAUGUUGAACAGCAUCUGAACCUGCCGUCCCCCUCUAUAGCUUUCUGAUAUUGAAACCCGAUUCUGAAACCAACAAUCCAACAAGCAUGCCCACUUCACACAGCAACUGGCCAGGUUUACCAGCGAUGAGAAGGAAGGUUAGAUUUGAACUUCGGAACAGCUCGAAACACUUUUGCCUUUAGAUGUGGUCGGAGGACAUGUUGUACAAACUAGGGUCGUGUCCUUUCAGGGACCAUUGAGAUGAUAAAACACUAUCUAGGAGGGUUUGAGUAAUUCAUCCCUGAGUGUGUGGACUUCAGAGGUCAAGACGCUGCAGUUAAUUAUAAACUACAAUUGACAAUAGUUCAAUCCUCCAGUCUUGAAGAUUGUGAGGUAAACAGUCGAAUGGAACAGUCCACAUUACAAAAUGAUUUACCAGAAAUGUGUACUAAAUGUAGGCUAUUAGAUUGGCCAACGCGUGAUGUUGCAUUGUGUUAAGGUUAAAGUUAGGCCAAAUAGGACUUUUUUUUUGCCUGACAAACUGGGGGUCAACACAGGGGCUACAUCGAAUUAAAAGAGGGUGCUGUGCUUUUCAAUUCAGUUGCUAGCAUUAGCCUGAACACAGCCAUAGCCAAGUAUCCCCAGCCUUUAUCUUAUCAAGGAUACACUGACGUAGAGGCACCAAGAAGGAACCUCAUACUAAAAAGACUAACUAUAGAAGAUAACUCUUUGAUUUGGCUAUGGACUGUAAAGAUUUUCCCUUCUUUUGCUCAAAGAUUGCUUUGUAGGUGUUGCUUCAUAGAGCAUAUGAUCAAAUACAGGAACCAUUCACUUUUGAAACAUUCAUAUGAGCAUGUGAGUAUUGCAUUAAGGCAUUUGUUGUAAAAUAUUAUAAACCCAAAGUUCAUUUAGUUGCCUUUUUCCAGAGCUUUCCAUAAUAUUCCCCUGUCACUGUAGUUACAAUCUUCCCAGGGCAAAUGUGUAAUGUCACAUGAUGGGUUCUCAGAAAAAGGAUGUGGGAUAUGGUCAAAAACUGAAACAGCUAAUGAGUCAACCUUGAGUGUAGACUAUUUCUGUGUCUCAAAUCUCGUACUUCUGUACUUACACUUAAUAUAUUGAGUACGUAAGCACCUUCAUGGGAAAUGCAGUGCACCAGUACCUGGAUGGUACACUCGAAACAGUCAAAAAGUUGAGUGUGGAAUUAUGGACACUUCUCAUCCUCAACAGUCGCCAUCUUGUUGUAACUAUGGUGAACAUCGCUGCAUUAUACAAAUGUAAAUUAUACAUGUGUUUUUUUUAGACUAGGCACCACUAUACUGUUGUCAGAAAUAAGCCAUUAGUAGGUUUAUUGGGUUCAUUUAGCAGUCUGUAAUGAUUUGGUACCGCAAACCAUAACGGGAAUGGUAACGCUAGCUAAUUGUCAUUUUCUGUAAGUGCGCAAUGGUCAUGUUUCAUUUGAGACAACACUAACAGUACGUACAUAGUGUACUAACAUAAGUAUGUGAUUUGAGACACAGUGUAUUUUACAUACGAUGCGGUAUGUAUGCUCACUAGUGAAUCCUUCUUUAACUCUGCACUAGGAAUACACACAUCCUACCGUAGCUGUCAGUGUAAAGCUGACACCAGGGUCAAAUGGGAUGACUUCCCUCAUACUGUAAAAGAAAAGCCAUAUGGAAAAGAGUUUUUAUAUAUGUUACUGUAGAUCUCCAUAAUGAAGAAAACCUCUCGUUUCUGCCUGGCUGACAUGUGCUGUACUAAUGGAUGCUCUAUUAGCAGUUAAAACGAUCCCAGUACUUUUAUAAUGUAGCUUAGUGUUUCAUGUUAGACAGUAAAAUGAGAUUAUUUUAUGUUAAAUGUUUUGUCUGUUAGCAUCCUAUGUCUGUUUUCUUUUUAUCUUUGAACGACUGAAACUAAACCAUCAUCUAAAGUUUUUAUAUUAUAAAAUGAAUUAGUUCUUCAAUAAUUAGAUGAUAUGCACUAGAUAGGUCUGCUGCCUUAUUGUUAGCUUGUUGGAUAGAUAUACUUGCAUAUACUUUAUAUUUGCAAUGUCUUUGUUAUAUUUAACUUUGCCAUCGUUUACUUAGUGUUUAAAUGUGUUAUGUGAAGAGGAGAGUCGGCUUGACUGAUCCUGGCCACUGUGACAUGAAAACUUUAUUAUGGUCAUUGUUUGAAAAGAUCAUUUAGCCAUGAUUUUUAUUUUGAAGUCAUCUACUGUCAGUUAUGUUAAAGAACAUUUUUUAUAUGUAUUUUAUUGAUGAGGGACAUUUUAUAUGUAAGUGUUUUAUAGGAGGUGGUUUUAGAUAUUUUGUUGACGACAUGUGACAAGAAGUAUUAUGAACAUUUCAUUUUAAAUUAAUCUCACAGAGAAUUUGAUGACUUGAGGGAGAUUUUCAAUCAGGGCUGAAUGCUGGGAGAUGCUGCUUUAGAGAGAUCGGUGUUAAUCUUCAAGCAUCUUAUAAAUGAUGAAAUAAUCAAAGAGUUUCUGAAAGGACACUGUCAUUGUCCGCUUCGUGCUAGUACCGAACAAUCGAAAUCAAAUCCAGCCCUGUGUCCCAACAACAUCGCACUUACUCUCAUGAAUCAGUUACUGUAGGUGUGGGAACUACAUAUAUUGUUAAAAGACCAAAGUUGUGUUUUUUAAAUUGUAGCAAUGACAACAAAAACUGAAUACUGUACAAUUCAAAGCAUUGACAUCAUUGUUUAUUUAUUGUCUCUUAAGUAAUAUACAGUUUGCUUGUGUUGAACCAAACCGACCUGAUGUUAUUUAUUGAAACAGGUAAUAUAUACUAUACUGUACUCUGUUCUAUUCUGAAACAACCUCAUCAUGUCAGAUGGUAUUUGAGUAACUGAAGUGUCGCUUUUAACCAAAUUGUCAACUGACAGAAAUGACAUGUUUUUACAGAAAAAAUGAAUAAA